Temnothorax curvispinosus is the source of this 2244-nucleotide messenger RNA. RefSeq lists its product as uncharacterized. The transcript is spliced from 2 exons. The record is from RefSeq and is a predicted model, not a curated record. The annotation marks the transcript as partial. NCBI's taxonomy places the organism in Eukaryota, Metazoa, Arthropoda, Insecta, Hymenoptera, Formicidae. Gene Ontology annotation, molecular function: zinc ion binding; nucleic acid binding.
AUGGGCCGAGGUCAUAUAACUAGACGCGAGCUGUGUAUACAGCGGAUGAGGGAGAUCCAUGAGCUGUCGAUGCUCGCCGUGGACAAUGUGGCACAGAGGCCAAAUUUCCUAGUUAGAUACCCUACCGUAGCUGGACUGAUUAAAGAUUUUGAGGCGGCUCACCUCAAAAUAAUCCAAGACGCCUCAGACGAGGAGUUUACCGCGGAAGACGCAAUCCGUAAAGAAUUCGAUACGAUACGCUUCGGAGUAAUCGGGCGUUAUGAGAAAUUUGUGGGCGCCGACCGAGCGGCCGCCGCGGCCGCUCAGGUCCCGGUCCAAACGUCGUCUAUCCGACUGCCCAAAAUCUCACUUCCGGAAUUCUCGGGUGAUCUCGCGCUUUGGCCCUCGUUCAUCGCGUUGUUCAACGUUUCGAUUCACGAGAAUCGGAGCAUCUCCUCCAUGGAGAAAUACCAAUAUCUGGUAGCCUCAUUGAAAGGAGAAGCGCUCAACGUCGUGAAGAACCUCCCCCUCUCCGCCGACAACUACGCGAUAGCCUACGACGCCCUGAUUUCGCGAUAUCAGAAUAAGCGGAACUUAGCGGAUUACCACGUGGACUUAAUGCUAAACGCCAAGCCGUUAAAAUUGGAGUCAGCCGCCCCUCUCCGCACGUUGUUGGACACAUUUACCGAAAAUACGCGAGCAUUGAACUUGUUAGGGUUCCCCACGGACUAUUGGGACUAUUUACUCCUCAAAUUCUUGCUAGAAAAACUACCUCGUUCGCUUCGCGAGAAAUUCGAAUCCGAACACCGGGCAGAGGAGAUACCAAAGUACGCGCAACUCACGAAGUUCCUAUCGGAUCACUGCCGGGUUCUCGCGUCCGUAUCGGGCCCCACGAAGAUGUCGAUCGAGUCACAGUCGUCUUCGGUAAAAAAUUCCGCAUCGGCCUCGUCGCUUGCUACUCAGACUGCCGAGUGUCCGGUGUGCGAAGAGCAACAUCUCGUGUUCAAGUGCCCUCGAUUCUUGAAACUAUCCCCCCGGGAAAGGCAUUCAACGACCAAAACCGCGAAUUUGUGUUUCAAUUGCCUUCGCGCGGGUCAUGGCGCUAACAACUGCACAUCGACGGGGACGUGCCGGUCGUGCCAGGCUAGGCAUCAUACCCUAUUGCAUUUCGGACGGAAUUCGGGUCCAGCGGACACCCCGGCGGAUACCGGAGCCUUCUCCGAAUCGACCGUCGACGGGAGUUCGUCGCCACAAAAUAAUGAACCCCUCGUCACCAUGGCUAGCGUCGCGAAAUCGAGUUCGACAGUAUUAUUGUCAACGGUGCAGGCCGAAGCUCUCGACGUUCACGGAAAUCCCUUCCCUGUUCGCAUUCUUUUGGAUAGUGCCAGUCAAUUAAAUUUCAUUUCGGAAAAUUGCAUGAAAAAGGGUGGUUUCAAACGAACCAAGUGUCGUACUGUGGUCCUAGCGGUAAGUGAUACUAAGGCGGCUGCCACUCGAGGUAGCACCUCACUCGUGAUUCAAGUACAGGGUAAUGGCAAUACUCGCGUUCCGAUAGAGGCUACGAUUCUCCCACGCAUCUCCGCCCAAUUACCUAGUAGACAAGUCAAACAAAGAGCGUGGAAACACAUAGAGGGAUUAAAGCUCGCGGAUCCGCAGUAUCACCGACCUGGUCCCGUCGACAUCUUAAUCGGCGCAGAUAUCUUUGCCUCGUUGAUUCGGGACGGUCGUCGUGUAGGAAGGAAAGAGGAUAUCGGUAGCUUAAGACGCAAUCAGAGUUGCUCCAGACCUCUGCGAAAACUUGCCCCCUUCUUGGAUGGUCGCGAAGUCCUCAGGGUGGGCGGCAGGCACACCCAUUCUGCCAUCUCAUACAAGGCUAAACACCCCGCAUUGCUGUUUAACCGACAUCGACUCACGGAACUUAUAGCAGAGCGCACCCACCGCCUACAUUUGUAUCCGGGACGUCAAGCGUCACAUUACAUCUUGGCACAAAACUUCUGGAUCCUAGUAGAAGCUAUCCUGAACUCCAGACCCCUCUGUCCCACCAGUUCAGAUCCCAGCGACCUCGGGGUGCUCUCCCCGGGACACUUCCUCACCCUGGAGCCUCUCGUGGCGGUUCCACACCCUGACCUGAACCCGGUGCCGACACACAGACUCGAUCGGUGGCAAAUGGUGCAACACAUGCACCAGCAGUUCUGGAGAGGGUGGCAUGACGAGUACCCACACACCCUCCAACAACGACCGAAGUGGUUGCAAUCGGCACCUACG